AUGAAAUCUCUUGCACUUUUCCUUGUCCUUGGAGCGGCUUUUUGCGACCAGACCCAAGGAACACAGAAGCCAGAUUGGGCGGACGAGACCAAAUUUGGCUCUUACCAAGACGCCUGGAAGAGCAUUUCUCAAGACCAAAGCAAAAGAUACUAUUUGGCGAAGGCGACAACACAGAAUGAUUCUGUAUGGGGGGAUGGUUUUACUUGUGUGAGUGUUACGGGUGUGAAAAUUCAAAGCGAGGACAACAAAAUUAACGCUACGAUCCUCUACAAAAAUACCAAGGAGCCUCAACUCCAAACUAGUCAUGAAACAGUGAGUACCAUGAAACUAUACAACUAUUCCAACAAGGACAAUGGCAUCAAGUACGAGACCCAAGGGGCAGAGAAGCAAACUUUCAGCGAUGCUUUUGUAUUCUCUGACUACAAGGACUGCGAUGUCAUUUUCGUUCCGGAAUCGGAGGGAAGCAAAACAGGAGAUUAUGAAUUGUGGGUCAGUGAGGACAAGAUUGAAGAUAUUCCCAGCUGCUGCAAGUUUCUCAUCGCGUACCUUGCAAGCCUGCAGGGGAAGACGGUUCGUGAUGUUUAUACUAACUCAUCAUGCAAACCAUCAGCAGCGCAGAAGUGA
Molecule: messenger RNA, 624 nt
Organism: Rhipicephalus sanguineus (brown dog tick)
Lineage: Eukaryota; Metazoa; Arthropoda; Arachnida; Ixodida; Ixodidae
Product: male-specific histamine-binding salivary protein-like
Exons: 5
Coding region: 1-624 (207 amino acids)
Biological process (GO): symbiont-mediated perturbation of host defenses
Molecular function (GO): amine binding
Source: RefSeq, a predicted model, not a curated record